GAUAUGGAUAUGAUGAAGAUCAACCAGACAGUUCUGCAGGAAUUCAUUCUUGUUGGCUUUUCUGUUUACCCACAUGUACAGACAUUCCUCUUUUUGUUCUUCUUUUGCCUUUAUGUCCUCACCCUGACAGGUAAUUUGGCCAUCUUGGGUCUUACCUGGUUGGAUAGAUCUCUCCACACCCCUAUGUAUCUCUUCCUUAGUGCACUUUCCUUCUCUGAGACAUGCUACACAUUGGCCAUUGUUCCCAAGAUGCUGGCAGAUCUGUUGGCCAAAACUAGCAGAAUUUCAGUCACAGGUUGUGGCUUUCAGAUGUGUUUCUUCUUGGGACUUGGUGGCACAAACUGCAUCAUACUCACUUUGAUGGGGUAUGACCGUUUCAUGGCCAUCUGCAACCCUCUCAAAUAUCCACUGCUUAUGACCAACAUUGUAUGUGGACAACUUGUGGCCUCUGCUUGGGCUGGAGGCUUCUUCAUUUCUCUGGUAGAGACUGCACUGGUAUUCAGGGGCUCGUUUUGCAGACCCAACCUUGUCAAGCACUUCUUCUGCCAUAUGCGGGCAGUCAUGAGGCUGUCUUGUAUAGACAGUGACCUCACGGAAUUCAUUGUGACCGUAAUCUCAGUGUCAGGCUUGCUUGGUACAUUCCUGCUUAUUUUUCUGACGUAUGUUUUAAUUCUUUCCACUGUUCUCAGGAUCCCAUCAGCUGAGGGCAAGCAGAAAGCUUUUUCCACGUGUGCUUCCCACCUCACGGUAGUCAUUAUUCAUUUUGGUUUUGCGUCUAUUGUGUAUAUGAAGCCAGAAGCCUCGGGGGGAGAUGAUACACUCAUAGCAGUACCCUACACUGUCAUUACCCCUUUCCUCAGCCCUGUCAUAUUCAGCCUCAGGAACAAGGACAUGAAGAAUGCUUUUAGAAAGGUAGUAGGAAAGACAGCUGCCUUGAAGAAAUAAUCUUGGUUUAUUGUUUUUCAUUUAAAGUGUGUCUCAAUGUCCCCAGAAUUACAACUGAUGGAUACUGGGAUCUAAAACAUUACAAGCAUUUUUCAGCUUAUUAAGGAUGCUGUCCCAACCAUCUACUUCCACUAUAUGAGAAAUAAUGUUCCUGCAACUUCUGUCCAUCAAUUUAUGGGUGUCUUGACAUGGGAAAGAAAGAGUAGGGAUGGGAGGUAGGAAGCAAACACAACCACUGCACUGAGAUGUUUUAAAUAUCUCAAGAUGUAAAGAUUUGGGGCAUUUUUUUCCUAGGCCAGGUUGUGAUAAACCAUUAAUAAGAUGCAUGCCAUAUAGAAACAAACUGUUCCUGCAUCUCAUGAGCAAUUGAACUUAAUGAUAUGCUUAUUUUGGUGCAAAACAUUUUGAAGAGCAAGUGUGAUACAGUUGGUAGCAAUGCUAGCAUCCCAUACCUGAGUGCUGGUUCAAGUCCUGGAUAUACCUCUUCUAAUCCAACUCCACGGCAAUGCACCUUGGAAGGGACAGGAGGAUGGUGUAAGUUCUCAGGCUCCUGCCACCCACUUAGGAGACCUAAAUGGAUUUUUUGGCUCUGUCUUUGGCCUGGACAAGACCUAGGUAUUGCAGCCAUUUGGAUAAUGAGUCAGUGAAUGGAAGUUUUCUCUCUCACUCUCAUUCUUUUUUUAUUCUUCUUAUGUCACCCUGCCUUUCAAAUAAAAUAAAAAAUCUUUAACAACACUUUGAAACAAAUAGUUUGUUCACAAUAUCCACUUCCUAUGAAUGCUUCUCUCAGUUCUCUGGUUGACUAAUUUUAUGACAGCUCAUGAAAGAUAUAAAGUUUUUAACCAGGACUUAGUAUAUGUAAAACUUAUGUGAAAACUAUUGGUAUAAUUUGAACUCCAAAAUUAAUAGGACUGAGGAAAAACGAAAUCAUGGAUAAAAAUUACUAUGUACAGAGGGCUGGAAUUGUGACAUUUCAUGUUAAAGCUGCAGCAUGAUAGGGCUGGGGCUGUGGCACAGUGGGUUAACACCCUGGCCUCUUGAGCCGGCAUCCCAUAUAGGUGCCGGUUCGAGACCCGGCUGCUCCACUUCCGAUCUAGCUCUUUGCUAUGGCCUGGGAAAACAAUAGAAGACGGCUCAAGUUAUUUGGGCCCUGCA
Molecule: messenger RNA, 2100 nt
Organism: Oryctolagus cuniculus (rabbit)
Lineage: Eukaryota; Metazoa; Chordata; Mammalia; Lagomorpha; Leporidae
Gene: OR10X1
Product: olfactory receptor family 10 subfamily X member 1
Biological process (GO): G protein-coupled receptor signaling pathway
Cellular component (GO): membrane
Molecular function (GO): G protein-coupled receptor activity; olfactory receptor activity
Source: RefSeq, a predicted model, not a curated record